This is a messenger RNA of Parastagonospora nodorum SN15, 5022 nucleotides long. RefSeq lists its product as hypothetical. Lineage: Eukaryota; Fungi; Ascomycota; Dothideomycetes; Pleosporales; Phaeosphaeriaceae. Bases 1 to 5022 code for a protein of 1673 amino acids. Gene Ontology annotation, molecular function: DNA binding; histone binding; ATP-dependent chromatin remodeler activity. Gene Ontology annotation, cellular component: Ino80 complex; nucleus. The transcript is spliced from 3 exons. The record is from RefSeq and is a predicted model, not a curated record. Gene Ontology annotation, biological process: DNA repair; DNA-templated transcription; chromatin remodeling.
AUGUUCCGCGACCCAGUCUUGCGACGCUCGGUCGACGGCGAGGGAGAGACCAUGCAACAAGGGGAUCAUCAGGCUCAUUCGCCUACACAAACACAGGGUCAUCAACCACGCAUCCACUCCGCGACCAACUACCCUCCCCAUCAGCAGAGUCGCCCGCCUCCAUCCCCCAGCCAUACCACUGAGCUGCCGCCGAUCAGCACGGCCCUCCAUUCGCGCGACACUUCCGCGUCAAAGUACUACGACCCGACCUCAGACCAUGGAGAGCGCGGCCUAGCCAGGGACACGGCGCGUUACGACCCUCAACAUUCCCCACAAACUCGGGAGACACACACCUACUCCGACGCUCGCCCGGCACACAGCCCCUACGAGAAGCCGUACCAGUCGCCCAUCGCGAGCUCGUACGCGCAUCAAUCGCCGCUGCAGCGCCCUCUCUCGCAACACCAUCAUACUGGCGGCAUGGAAGCCAUGUCUCACUCACCUGUCUCACCAUCUGUCUAUCACGCAAACCGUGGCGCCGUGCAGCCGCCGCCCGCAAACUAUGCUCGACGGCCAUCAAUGAAAGACGAGGCGCGUGAAAACCGACCCUUCCCCUUACAACACCACCUGCUAACUGUCACCCAGGCACCGCCACCUACGCGUGCCGAUCCUAUGUCGCUUUCUAGUAUAAUGUCAGCCGGGACCGACAGUGACCCCCCCGCGAAGGCACAACCGCCUGCCUCCCUCAACCACGACCACGGUCACCUAUCCAAGCCACCAAACGCGCACUUCGUCAAACAAGAGCCAAUGGCUUCACCUGCACCGGCCGACCUGGCGCCGCACGACAAUGGUAUCCUGCAUCGCGCACCCUACGAUCCUAUACACCCCGUUGCACCGUCACACGCGCUACAGAGCUUCGCGACGCCUCGCGAUUUGCCUGCACCGGACGAGGCCGAGAUUGAGGCUGCCCUUGCGCACAUCGAGACCAAACAGAUGAACGACCUCGAUGGACCAGGCGCUCCGUUUGAGCAUGAGGAGUGGCGAGAGCGUAGCCUCAAGCGCGGCCUCGACGUUAUCAGUGGCGAGACUGUCAAGCGGAAGAAGCGACGACAUGCCACUUUGACGCGCUACCACGACGUGCUCGCUGCGCACCGCGACUACGCAAAGCACUCGUAUAACCUCGAGCAUGAGGGCGACGCCUGGCAACAAGUGCAAAGCCAAGAGAUCGCCGAGGAGAAAGAGCGCAAGAAGGACAUGCAACGAAAGCGCAGGCGAGAGAAGACCAUCCAGAACGAGGAGGCCAAGCGUGCCGAAGCCCUCGCAAAGGCUGGCCAGGCCGACAACGAGGAAGAAAAGGAGCGACACCUCGCAGCUGCACAAAAGGCAGAACGCAAAGCCAAGAACACCAGCCAGCUGCUUCAAGGAAAUGCUCCCAGCAAGGACAUUAGGGAAGUUACGCCACAUGGACCAAAUCUCGAAGGCGGCACAAUGAGCUCAUUCCAGGCAUCCGAUGAUCUGGGCACCGGCGGGAAGCGAAAAGGCAACCGUGGUACAGGACGUCUCAAGAAGAGCAAAGAACAAAAGCAGGCCGAGAAGGACGCUGCUGCUGCUGGACAGGCUGCCAUUGACCGCGGUGAUGACUUGCCCAGCAUAGCUCCUCGGGAGGAAGCACGUUUAGGAUCGUUACGAGACCGCAGCUACACGGAAGAGCUGGGCAAUGGCUUCGUUACCUCGCACGACUCGUCUGCCUACCGCAACCUCUAUGCGCAGAUCAUCAAGGACCUUGCACGAAAGGAUGUUCCCAAGGUUGUGCGUAUCAAGGAGAACUCACUCUCCACCAAGCAGUCGAACCUUCGCAAGACUGCGCAAUUGGCUGCCAAAGAGGCUAGAAGAUGGCAGAUGCGCACGAACAAAAACCAGAAGGAUACACAGGCCAGGGCCAAGCGUGGUAUGCGUGAGAUGCUUGCUUUCUGGAAGCGCAAUGAGCGUGAUGAGCGCGAGUCUCGUAAGAACGCAGAGCGACAGGAGCUGGAGAACGCAAAGAAGGUCGAAGCUGAGCGGGAAGCCAACCGACAGAAGCGCAAGCUCAACUUCCUCAUCUCCCAGACUGAGCUUUACUCUCAUUUCAUCGGCAAGAAGGCGAGGACAGCUGAGAUCGAACGAUCGACAGAUGACGCCGAGACCGCCGCAAGUGCACCAGCUGAAGCUGAGAAGCCAGGCAUCGACGUUGACGGAAUGGACGGAAACCCCACUGCUAAGGUCACCAAUUUCGAGGAUCUCGACUUCGACAACGAUGAUGAGAGUGCGCUCAAUGCUGCUGCUAUGGCCAAUGCUCAACACGCUAUUCAAGAGGCUCAGGAUCGUGCUCGUGCUUUCAACAAUCCGGAGGGCCAAGAGGAUGACGGAGAGCUGAACUUCCAGAAUCCAUCCGGAUUGCAGAACAAGGAAGACUGGAUCCCACAACCGAAGCUCCUGAACUGCACUCUAAAAGAGUAUCAGUUGAAGGGUCUCAAUUGGCUUGUGAACUUGUACGAGCAAGGCAUCAACGGUAUCCUUGCCGACGAGAUGGGUCUCGGAAAGACAGUCCAGUCCAUUUCGGUUAUGGCAUACCUUGCUGAGCGCUAUAACAUCUGGGGUCCAUUCCUGGUCAUCGCACCAGCAUCGACUCUACACAAUUGGCAGCAGGAAAUUGCUAAAUUCGUUCCCGACCUGAACGUCAUUCCCUACUGGGGUACGGCAAAGGAUCGCAAAGUCCUGCGCAAGCUCUGGGACAGGAAACACGUCACCUAUACCCGGGACUCGCCUUUCCAUGUCGUGGUUUCCUCUUACCAGCUGGUCGUCCAGGAUGCGCAAUACUUCCAAAAGAUGCGCUGGCAGUACAUGAUUCUCGAUGAAGCUCAAGCCAUCAAGUCGUCGAACAGCUCUCGAUGGAAGAGCUUACUAAACUUCCACUCACGCAACCGGCUACUCUUGACAGGUACGCCUAUCCAGAACAACAUGCAGGAAUUGUGGGCUUUGCUGCAUUUCAUUAUGCCAAGCUUGUUCGACUCACACGACGAGUUCAGCGAAUGGUUUUCCAAGGACAUUGAGAGUCACGCGCAGAGUAAUACCAAGUUGAAUGAGGACCAGUUGCGCCGAUUGCACAUGAUCCUGAAGCCCUUCAUGUUGCGUCGUGUCAAGAAGCACGUGCAGAAGGAAUUGGGAGACAAGAUCGAGUUGGAUGUCUACUGCGACCUCACGUACCGGCAGCGCGCCUACUACGCCAACUUACGCAACAAGAUUAGCAUCAUGGAUCUGAUCGAGAAGGCUGUUGGCGACGAGCAGGAUAGUGCCACGCUCAUGAACCUUGUCAUGCAGUUCAGGAAGGUCUGUAACCAUCCAGACUUGUUCGAGCGAGCCGACACUUGGUCUCCGUUCACUUUCGCAUCGUUUGCAGAGACGCCAUCUUUCUUGCGCGAGGGUCAGAAUGUGAGGGUUGCUUACACCACGCGCAACUUCAUUGAGUACUCUCUUCCACGACUAAUCGGCCGAAAUGGUGGCCGCCUCGAAAUCGCAGGACCAGACAACGAGAAAGCAGGCUUCCGAGGCCACUAUCUAGACAAUCUUUUCAAUAUCUGGAGCCCUCACAACAUGGAGCAAUCGGCACGUGAGGCGGACGCACACUCAUGGCUUCGGUUCUCCGAUCUCUCAGCGACUGAAGUAUCGAAGAUUGCGAAGAGCGACUUGUUCGAGCGCGCCCUCGAGACUGGUUCUUCACCAAACAAACUUGGUCAAUACGAGACGCUGUAUGAUGACGAGAACGACAAAUACGAGCCGAAACACUCGAUGCUGAGGAUCAUCGACCGUAAGGACCGCGCUCCUUUGACCGACUUGACGAGCGAAGGAUACAUGCGCAACCUCAUGAACGUCUCGCAAUCUGCUUUUGAGCGGACAGGCCUUGACGUGAUCGAGCCGUGCGCCAAGCCUGCAGCAGCCGCACCGCCAGUGGAGCUGUACUGCGCCAGCCAAGAUGUCAUCGCUGAGAAGCAGCGAGUCUUCUUCAACCCUGCGAUCCGCAAUGCGCUGUACGGCGUGUCAGACAAGACGGAACAAGUCUUGCUCGACACAAAAUCGCACAGCACAGCGCUUGUACGCAACACACUGCCCUCGCCAACCAAUGCAAGGACGCGCUACACGCACAUCGAGGCUCCUUCCAUGUCACGGUUCGUCACGGAUUCAGGAAAGCUUGCUCGUCUCGAUGCUCUGCUCAAGGGGCUGAAGGCCGGCGACCAUCGUGUCCUUCUCUACUUCCAGAUGACGAGGAUGAUCGACCUCAUGGAGGAGUAUCUAACGUACCGAAAUUACAAGUACUGUCGUCUGGACGGAUCCACCAAGCUGGAGGAUCGACGAGAUACUGUUGCCGACUUCCAGAGCGACCCCACCAUCUUUGUAUUCUUGCUGUCCACUCGAGCUGGUGGUCUCGGUAUCAACUUGACGUCGGCCGAUACUGUCAUCUUCUACGACUCGGACUGGAACCCCACGAUUGACUCGCAGGCCAUGGACCGCGCGCAUCGUCUUGGACAAACCCGACAGGUCACUGUUUACCGUCUCAUCACCAGCGGCACCAUCGAAGAGCGCAUUCGCAAGCGUGCGCUGCAGAAGGAAGAAGUGCAGCGUGUCGUCAUCUCGGGUGGCGCCGGCGGAGCGGUCGACUUCAACACUCGAUCACGCGAGAACCGCACCAAGGACAUGGCCAUGUGGCUCGUGGACGACGAACAGGCUGCGGAGAUUGAGAAGAAGGAAGCGGAGCUGGCCGAGGCGGAGAAGAAUGCACCGCCAGGCAAGAAGCGUAGCAAGAAGAAGCGCGUUGAGGCUAACCUGGACGAUAUGUACCACGAGGGCGAAGGACACUUUGACGAGAGCGCCAAGGGUAGCGGUGCAGCCACACCAGUUCCCGGAACCGAGGGAGCGCCAGGUGCACCGGGCGGCAAGAAGGGAAAGAAGGGACUCAGUAAGAAGGCAAAGACGGCAAAGCAGCGUCUCGCCGUUGCUGAUGGCGAGGUAUAA